Messenger RNA from Cladocopium goreaui, 1740 nucleotides. The record is from the annotation of a GenBank genome assembly. NCBI's taxonomy places the organism in Eukaryota, Dinophyceae, Suessiales, Symbiodiniaceae.
ACACCGUAGUGACAGUCGACAUUCUGCUUCAAGUCACUGUAGCUAACCGCCGUUCGCGGCCGCAGUGAAGUUGCACGUUCCUUUGUUGCCACAUCUGUUGCCACCCUGGGAGAUGGAUCUGUUUUUGGAUACGGCGAUCUGGAAAAUGGACGCAUUUGAAGCAAAUUCGGGCUCUGAUGAGCGGUGUCAUUGAUGCGAUUAUGUCAGAUGGAUCGCUGCCGACAUGGUGGUGGAAGCGUCACCCAAGAUCAGUUUAGGAAUGUGCAGCAGGCCACCUCGCCACCCUGCCCAUGCUGCGAUUUGUGACGGAUCUAUUGCUGCAGCUGUUUCGCCCUGCGGGCGCCUAACCCUCCAGGGGCCAGCGGUGGAGAAUGGUGCUACAUUGAGCGGCGAGCGGGUUGUGCUGCUUGGCAAGUGCUUUGUUGCGUAGCUGGUGCAUGUGGCAGCUGGGAAGUGGGCUGAGCGAAAAGGCGUGGGGAUUCUGCGGUGCGCGCUGCUCCUUUGCCUUUCCUGUGUGAGUGACCAUGGGCAAAUAGGUUUUUGUUGUCUUGGCGCGAGAAUGGCUGUUGUAACGCACGCUGACCAAGAACAAUCCGGUGUUGGAUGGCUUUUGCUUUUGCUGGCAGUGGCCGAUUUGGAAGCCCUUGGAAAUGAGCGCAUGCUGCCAAAGCAAAGGUGCAAACAGUGCGGGAGUAUGUGGCCAAGCUUGGCAAACGAUCGCCCAGACAAUGGCAAAAAGGUUGUUUGUCAGGUGUCCAGUGCCUUCCAGUUUGAGUGACUGUCACCAAUUGCAAUGGUGACGUUCUCAAUGCAAGAAACUUCUGCUAAAACUAACGUUUCGCCAGUUUGUCUAAGAUUUCAAAUGGGCCCAAAAAUGAUCUGUUUUCCAUUUUUUUGUUUGCAAUUUCUUCAGUUUUUAUUGCUCACAUCCUGCCCAAAUCCCUGAUUACUUUUGGUCCAUUUCUGUUGGUCGAAUCCCCAAGUGUUCUUGCUUAAACAUUUGUUUUGGUUGCUAAGACCCUUAUGUUGUUGUUGGUUACGGUUAAACCAACAGUUAAACCCCAAUUCAGUGUUGCAUCAACCCACAAUUCAUCAUUCUGCUGGGUGAAAUCUCCAUGUUUAAUGGUUAAAUCCACCAUCUUGCGCCACUUUCGCUGUCGAGGCUUGCCUUGUCAUGGCCACCUGCGUUUGGCCAAAACGCGCCUGGCUUUCGCCCGUGAAGCGUCGCGCAGUCGUGGCCGGCUGGGUGGCCACCAGCCUGGGCGAAACGCGGCCGGCGGCGGCCGGCGAAGGCGAUGGCAAGCGUCGCAACCUGGACGCCAGCGAGCUGGCGAAGAUCGUGAAAAACGACCUGGUCCAGCGGCAGUUCCUGGCCACCGCGGACUUUACACCGGAUAUUUAUGAUGAGAGCUGUACUUUCACAGAUGAGAUCGACACGUACCAAAAGGACAAGUUCAUCAAAGGCACCAAGGCCCUCUUCGUGGGCUCCGAAUCGCAAGUUGAACUCCUGGGCGAUGUAGAUGUGCUGGAGAAUGGGAAGAAACUGCAGUUUCGAUUUCAAGAGACCCUAGCGUUCAACUUCCCGGUGGUGCAUCCAAAGGUCAGUCUGUCCGGGACCUGCACAUUGACUCGUGGAGAGGAUGGCUUAAUCGUGGCGUACAAGGAGAAAUGGGACCAAUCUGUGCCCGAGGUAUUGGCCACAACCAAAUUCUAGCGAAUGGCUUCGAAGAAAAAGGAAGA